AUGUCAAAAGCACCCACGCCCUCAUUGCCCCUCUACAAUGCCGGCGGCCUGCCCUCCAAGUCUUCGCGGCCCUCGUCGCCCAUGCUGCAGCCGCCAGAAGCCCUCAAGCGGAGCACCACGCCCUCAUCAAUAACAUCGGCCCAUUCCCUCCUCUCGGCCCAGGACACGGCCCACAAGCUCUCUACGUCGCUGACACAUGGCCUCUCCGCCUCGGACGCUUCGGCGCGCAUUCACAUCCAUGGCACCAACGAACUCCCCCACGAGGAGCCCGAGCCGCUCUGGCUCCGCUUCCUCAAGCAGUUCAAAGAGACGCUCAUCCUGCUGCUGCUGGGCUCGGCUGGCGUGUCCCUCGUACUCGGCAAUCUGGAAGACGCCGUGAGCAUUGCCGUGGCCGUGACCAUUGUGGUGACGGUGGGCUUCGUACAAGAAUACCGAUCCGAGAAGUCGAUUGAGGCGCUGAAUCAGCUGGUUCCGCAUUCGGCACACAUCAUUCGCGCUGGCGUGGAGCCAUCACGCGGCCGUCGCCUGCCAAAUGGUACGGCAACUGAGAGCAUAGAGUUGGACAACUUGAAAGACACCACGGCAUCGCUGGCAGCGGCAGAGCGCAAGUCUACUACCAUAUCCGCGACACUGUUGGUGCCGGGCGACCUGGUCUUGUUCCACACUGGAGACCGCAUACCAGCCGAUAUCCGCAUCACGCACGCAGCCGACCUCAGCAUUGACGAGUCCAACCUCACUGGAGAGAACGAGCCUGUCGCCAAGUCGCCAGAUACCAUCACGCCCCCGCCGGCCCUACAACGACCGUCUUCGCCUUUCUACGCCUCUGAAGCCGCUGGAACGGUCGGUGCUGAUAUACGGUUGAACGAUCAGAAGAACAUUGCAUUCAUGGGUACAUUGGUCAGGUCGGGCUAUGGACAGGGCAUUGUCGUCGGCACAGGAGGCAACACUGAGUUUGGCGCCAUUUCUGCUUCUCUGCAGCAAAUCGAGAGCCCGCGCACGCCGCUACAACUUUCCAUGGACCGCCUAGGCAAAGAUCUGAGCUACAUGUCCUUCGGAGUCAUUGCCUUCAUUGGGCUGGUGGGACUGUGGCGUGGUUGGAAAUUCCUACAGGUCUUUCAGAUUGCUGUGUCACUUGCUGUCGCGGCCAUCCCUGAAGGACUACCCAUCAUUGUUACUGUCACGCUUGCGUUGGGCGUGCUGAGGAUGUCUAAGCGCGACGCCAUUGUUCGACGGUUACCUAGUGUUGAGACCUUGGCUUCGGUCAAUGUCGUGUGUACUGACAAGACAGGCACAUUGACCACGAAUCACAUGACCGUGACCAAGAUAUGGCAUUUUGACGAAGCAUCACCAGUCGAUGUUAAGAAGAAGCACGAUUCUACGGACCUCGACUCACCUACGCGCAACAUACUUCGGAUCGGCAAUAUUGUCAAUAAUGCUCGCUUAUUGAGCGACCAGGCAGCCUCAGCAUCAACUGCUGCGGUACUAUCCUCAACUCUUGGAGGCGAUGACAAUACCGCAGCGAAGAGCCGAUGGGUUGGCCAACCUACCGAUGUUGCUCUUCUUGACCUCAUGGAUGCUUUUGGAGAAGACGAUAUCCGGGAAAUGCUCGGUGAUCGCAAGUUCGAGACACCAUUCAGUUCGGAAAGGAAGUGGAUGGGUGUCGUCGUUGGCGGUAGUUCUGGCAAUCUCACCCCUGGGUCUGACUAUGCCUAUAUCAAAGGUGCACUCGAGCGAGUUCUGGACCGUUGUGACAUGUACGUAACGGCACAAGGAAAAGAGGUGGCACUCGACCAAGCACGCAGGCAGGAAGCGAUGAAGGCCGCUGACCAAAUGGCACAAGAGGGUUUGCGUGUGCUCGGCUUCGCAAGUGGUGCGUCCAGAGGAAAGAAGAGGAACGCCAGUGGCACCGCUUCACCAGCACCGUCUACAAACUCGGCCCUUGGCGACGAUGAGCACUACCGCGGUCUCGUGUUCGCUGGAUUGGUUGGCAUGAACGAUCCGCCACGAAAGGGCGUUGAGAGAGCUAUUCGAAGACUCAUCGCCGGCAAAGUCAAGGUCAUCAUGAUCACUGGCGAUGCAGAGACCACAGCAGUCGCCAUCGGCAAGAGUCUGGGUAUGCCCAUUAUGCCGAAUUCAGCACUCGGGCGCUCGGUUAUCCGUGGCGACGAAUUGGAUCAGAUGAGCGAGGAAGAACUUGCACAAGCCAUUGCGACAACCUCGAUCUUUGCGCGAACUAGUCCUGAGCACAAGAUGAAGAUUGUCCGAGCGCUGCAAUCACGAGGCGACGUUGUGGCAAUGACUGGCGACGGUGUCAACGAUGCGCCCGCGCUCAAGAAAGCAGACAUUGGAAUCUCCAUGGGUAGAUUGGGUACGGAUGUUGCGAAAGAGGCCGCAGAUAUGAUUCUGACAGAUGACAACUUUGCGACCAUUCUGAACGCGAUAGAAGAGGGCAAAGGCAUCUUCUAUAACAUCCAAAACUUCCUUACCUUCCAGCUCAGCACCAGCGCGGCGGCACUGAGCUUAGUACUCCUGAGCACAUUCCUUGGCUUCGAGAAUCCGCUAAAUGCCAUGCAGAUUCUCUGGAUCAACAUCCUCAUGGACGGCCCACCCGCGCAAUCUCUCGGUGUAGAACCUGUUGACCCAGCCGUCAUGGCCCUGCCCCCACGCCCACGCCAGGCACGCGUCCUGACCCGCCCACUCAUUCAGCGCGUCCUCCAAUCCGCCACCAUCAUCAUGCUUGGCACACUUACAACCUAUUACCUCGAGAUGUCCACCGAUAACAUUGUCACCGCGCGCGACACCACCAUGACGUUUACCUGCUUUGUUCUCUUCGAUAUGUUCAACGCACUAACUUGCCGCUCCUCCAGCAAGUCCGUCCUCGCAGGCGAGAUUGGCGUAUUCGACAACAAGAUGUUUAACUAUGCCGUGUCGGGCAGCUUGAUUGGCCAGUUAGCAGUCAUCUACUUUCCGCCGCUGCAAAGCGUUUUCCAAACUGAGGCGCUCGGCUUGGGCGAUCUCGCGCAUCUUGUCGCAGUGGCAAGUUGUGUAUUUUGGGCAGAUGAAGGGAGAAAGUGUAUGCCUCCAUCACUGCCAAUACUGGAAGCUCAGGACUUUAUUCGCCGGGAGAUCAAGACCGGGAAUCACAUGCCUGCGGAUAGGUUAGCUGUUUUGAAAGAGGCGAUGUCCUUUGUGAACCAUCUAUCUCAAGUCAACAAGCCAUGUGACCGCACUAACUCACCUACUUCGCGAGUUCUUGACGUACUGGAAGACAUAUCGUACCCUACCAUCGAGGUUCUCUAUUGGAUGGUCCGUGACUUGAAAGGACGCAACCUUGGACCCCACGUGCUAGAUUACUUCAAGCAUGUCUCGCCAAAAUCUCUCAAGAACAUGGGACACGCAUUAAUUUACAAGACCGUGGAUCCUGAGACCUUGCUACUCUAUUCAAUCUGCGUGAACUCCGCUGCCUUCAAGUUCAUCAAUACUGUGCUAGGAGAGGAUAGUAUGGGAGAUGUUGGAGCGGGUAUGCUUGAAAGUGCUUCGAAAUAUCUCAAAAGUAUCAAGCUGGCCAUGAUGCGUAUCCACCUGCUAUCUGCUCCUUCGCUUGUUCUUUUACAGUCACUUCUGUGCAGUGCGUUCAUCGCGCAAGGCGCUGGAGAGUUGACAAAUUGUUGGACGUUCAUCACAGCUGCUUGUAGAAUGUGCGAAGAUCUAUGCCUUGAAGCCCGGGUGAAAGCCUGCAGAACCGAGACAGAAGAUGAAAUGGAGAUCUACUACUGUUAUACAUGGUGUCAUAUCCUUGACAAGAACUACUCCAUGAUGCAGGGAAAGAGCCGCUUUCUGCUUGAGUAUGAUGGCUUGGAUGCGGCAUUGUCGUCACCCUUCAACAAAGACAUGUCAUCUCUGCUAUCCACCUACUUGCACUUCGUCCCUAUCCAGGCGAUUUACAUGUCGGAGCUUCAUUCAGAUCGGAUUUCGAACAAAAAGUCGCUUCUAUCGAGGGUCCAAAUUGUGGUCAAGGAUUUGCUUGAGAGACUGGAGCAGGUAUACAGCAGAAUAACAAGUUUGCAUGCUGAGUCGGAGUCGUGGUGUGGCCUACACGUUGCGAGUGAGCUGAGUACCGUUCAAUUCUCAUAUCAUUCACUCCGGACUUCUAUUCUACGCUCAAGACAGAUCUGUCAGCCCGCAAAACCGCAUAUUGAUAUCGAUUGUCUUCAGUCCGCGCGUAUGGCUAUGACUACUCUCAAGGUCAUUCAGAAAGAGUCUAUGACCAUCACUGAUGUUCGAGCACAUAUAUCGUAUAUGCAUUGGACCGUACUCUACCACCCAUUGACGCCUUUCUUCGUCCUGUUCUGUAACAUUGUAGCCUCGUCCAACGAGUCAGAUUUUGAGUUGCUUACCACCGUUACGUCACAGCUCGACGGACUUGCGGAUCUGAGCCCUCCGAUUGCCAAAUUACAGACACUCUUCAAGUCAUUCCUUGGGCUUUGCGAAGGUCUUGUCACCGGAACCAAGGAGACGUCACCAUACGCAGCGCAAUGCAUGCACCCCCAGCAGACCACCGGCCAGGACCGAGCAGUUACGUCUGCACCGCAGACUCCUGUCCAGUUGGCUGGGGGACAACUGCAGUUGCCUACGAAUACGAGUGGGAUCAACGCUGAAUACACACGUCUGGUUCAGUCCGCUGACCAUGUGGCGAUGGAAUUCCCGAUCGAUAAUGGUUUAGGCUUACUUGACCCAAGCUGGGAAUUGUUCGAUACCCAACCUACCAUGGGAUGGCUAGACGCCGACUUCUCAUUCUUUGAUGGCAAUCAAUGA
Messenger RNA from Alternaria burnsii, 4815 nucleotides. Its product is annotated as calcium-transporting p. The transcript is spliced from 9 exons. NCBI's taxonomy places the organism in Eukaryota, Fungi, Ascomycota, Dothideomycetes, Pleosporales, Pleosporaceae. Gene Ontology annotation, cellular component: endoplasmic reticulum; Golgi membrane; plasma membrane. Gene Ontology annotation, biological process: calcium ion transmembrane transport; DNA-templated transcription; manganese ion transport. The record is from RefSeq and is a predicted model, not a curated record. Gene Ontology annotation, molecular function: P-type calcium transporter activity; zinc ion binding; ATP hydrolysis activity. The coding region runs from base 1 to 4815 and encodes 1604 amino acids.